AUUGUGAGUAAUGGCAGAUCCUCGUAUUAAAACCCUUCGAAUUAAAACUGGAAUCGUAAAGCGUUUGACAAAGGAGAAAAUAAUGUAUGAAAAGGAUGCAGAUGAACAGCGACAACGGAUUCAGAAAUUAAAAGACGAAGGAAAAGACGAACACGAUAUUCGUAAGCAGGAGGAAGUGCUACGGGAAUCCCUUUUUAUGGUUCCUGACUGCCAGCGACGAUUGGUAAAGGCAUUCGAUGAACUGAAAAUUCUUCUGGAAACAGAAGCGGCUCUGAGCGAGUCAGAAGAAUAUAUUUCAGCGAAGAAGAUUCUUGAGGAAGCAGAGCUGGAGCUUGAAAACCCUGUAGCAUUGUAACACUUCUGUUGAACUG
Messenger RNA from Cryptotermes secundus, 371 nucleotides. Its product is annotated as tubulin-specific chaperone A. Gene Ontology annotation, cellular component: microtubule cytoskeleton; cytosol. Lineage: Eukaryota; Metazoa; Arthropoda; Insecta; Blattodea; Kalotermitidae. Gene Ontology annotation, biological process: tubulin complex assembly; post-chaperonin tubulin folding pathway. The record is from RefSeq and is a predicted model, not a curated record. Gene Ontology annotation, molecular function: beta-tubulin binding.